GUGAGACCAACGUGAGACGAAGCCUGCUCCCCCUUUUCACUGCUGAAGAACUCCAGAAAAGCUGCCUGUUCUUUCCAACCCGAUGGCGGCAUCUGUGAACGACGGAGUAGUAGGUGCAGGAAGCGACAGUCAGCCACGCAAGCGUGUGGAAAGGAAGCGUGUGCCGGGCACUUUGCGGCGUUUUAUUCUUCGAUCUGUGUUUGCGUGCAGCCUUUGGUGCGGGUGGAGGGCUCGACGACGACGCACCACAGCCCCACCGGAUGGGCUGCCAGGAGGAGCUUCAAGAGGAAGCAGCCCCUGAUGCAGCCACAGGUGCGUUGAGUGAGUGCAGACUUCACAGCAUGGAGGUUGUGAUAGGAUUGGUGCUCUCAAUGGCUCACUGCAGGCCUCGAGGUGGUGUUCCUGGUGCGCAGAGUGGAACCCAAGGUGGCCCAGGUCCGCAGGAUCUCUGGCGACGGCCAACCUUUGACCAUCCGUGGCGUUCCUGACCCCUUCGACCACCGCUUCCGCACAGAAGGGCGCACCAUCUGCUGGGCGGUGGCGGUGGCUGUCGUGGCCCUUUUGUGGCCUUCCUGGCUGUGCCCCUCCCAGCUCUCGUCCCUCCCUGCCUGCGUUGGGUGGUUGGUCAGGGGGGUCCUGGUUCUUGUCGGCGCCUUCAAUCUCGCAUAUGCGGGCAAUGCAGCGAAGAAACUUCUGGCGGCAACGAGUUGGUACCUGGCCACAGGCCACAAAGAGGACAUUGUGGUGCCCAGGACUGUUUUCCACGUCGCCAUAGUCGCCGUGUAUGCCGUCGACAAGUGGCUAUAUGCGUGGGAGGCUAUCCUUCGUUCCUGGCGCCCAUUGGUGUCGCGGGCUGGGCGGUGGCUGGCUGCUGGGUUGUUGGUCGUGCUGCUGGUUGUCGCCGUCGCUGCCGUCAUAGUACUGGGACGACAAGCUAUGCCCACAUCUACGCCCGUAUCCCUGUCGGCCAAUGAGUCCAGUACCAUCCCCUCGCCGGCACCGCCACCCCUCCACGUGCCCCUCAGUGCCACCACUACCAAGGCCCACCACAGUGACGAAGCAGCGACCGAACCACCCGAACAAGAAUCAACACCCGGGGACGUCCCGGCUGCAUCGCAGCCCCCCGCCACUCCCCAGUCCAAGCCGCAGGCUGACAAAGCUAGCGCCUUGUCCUAUUCAUGGAAAUGGUGCAAGGUGUUAUUUUGGAGCACUCUCGUCGUGGUGGCUCUGGUUUGUGGCUUGGAGAAGUACGGCUGGCGUCCGCCCGUCGUGAUGAGAUCUAUUCUGCCAUUGUUUGUUUCGUCUGGGUGGGCGUUACGGCCGUUGUUUCCGUCUUGGUGUUUGGGACGCCGACGCAGGAGAGUGUACUCCCCCACAGACCACACAGUCCCCCCACCCAAGCAGCAACUGAGUGGGUCGCCUGGUUCACGGCAACUGGUGCUGUCGUCGGGUUGGGCCUGGUCGUCCUCGGGACUCUCAUACUGGCGCUGCGUUCUGGGCUGCGUGCGUGCGGCUGGCUCCCUGCAUUUGACGCAUAUGUGA
Molecule: messenger RNA, 1542 nt
Organism: Vitrella brassicaformis
Lineage: Eukaryota; Vitrellaceae
Source: the annotation of a GenBank genome assembly